Malassezia globosa CBS 7966 is the source of this 831-nucleotide messenger RNA. RefSeq lists its product as uncharacterized. Gene Ontology annotation, biological process: G protein-coupled receptor signaling pathway. Gene Ontology annotation, molecular function: signaling receptor complex adaptor activity; protein binding. Gene Ontology annotation, cellular component: heterotrimeric G-protein complex; cytoplasm. NCBI's taxonomy places the organism in Eukaryota, Fungi, Basidiomycota, Malasseziomycetes, Malasseziales, Malasseziaceae. The coding region runs from base 1 to 831 and encodes 276 amino acids. The record is from RefSeq and is a predicted model, not a curated record. The transcript has a single exon.
AUGACAGCCUCACAUGAUGGCCACUUGCUUGUGUGGAAUGCUCAGCAGGGCUACAAGGUCCAGGCCAUCACGCUGCCAGUCUCGUGGGUUAUGUGCUGCGCAUACUCGCCAUCAGGCCAGUACGUGGCAUCUGGCGGCCUCGAUAAUACUUGCACCAUAUACAAUCUAGCAGCGCGGACGAGCCCAAUGGAUGUACCUGUAUCGCACUCGCUCAUACAGCAUUCUGGCUACAUUAGUGCGUGCAAGUUUCUGCACCGUGACAAGGAGAUCCUUACAGCGUCCGGCGAUGGAUCCGUCGUGCAUUGGGACGUUCAAACAGAGCGGUGUUUGUCCAUCAUGGAGGCCCAUCGUGGCGAUGUGCUAUGUCUCGCGACGUCGCCGACAGACCCGAACGUGUUCGUCUCAGGUGGCUCAGAUGCGCGUCUCCAUGUGUGGGACAAGCGCACGACCGGUGCAGUGCAGACCUUUUCAUCACAUCAGACCGACAUCAAUGCUGUCGAUAUGUUCCCUGACGGCUAUGCGAUUGGCUCCGCCUCGGAUGAUUCGACGUGCCGCUUAUUCGAUAUGCGUGCCGAUCGUGAUCUCAUGGCAUUGGAGAUGGGCGCUGACGUCUCUUCACCGGCGACGUCCGUGUCGUUCUCCAAGUCGGGUCGGCUCUUGUUUAGUGGGUAUGAGUCGAACAAGAUCAUCGUCUGGGACACACUGCGUGGCGAACGUGUCAGCGUCUUGUCAGGUCACGGCGCGCGUAUCGCCUGCACACGCACAAGUCCUAACGGGGCGCAUCUCGCUACAGCCGCAUGGGAUGGAAAAGCUAUGGUAUGGGGUAUCUAG